AUGGCCUCCCGCGCAUUCCUUCCGGCUGUCCGAACAGCUUCCCGCACCUUUACCAAUGCUGUCCCUCGAAGGAGCUUCCAGACCAGCCAGGCUUUGAGGAGCGAAGUUGCACCUGUCAGGAAACCGGUUGGCGCUUUCCGUGGAGGGCUCUUUGGGUUCCUUCUCGGUGCGACCACAUCUGGCGCAGGCAUGUACUACUACGUUGUCGACGAAUACAGAGUUUCAAACGAGCUUUUGACCGAGGAUAUCUACGCUCUUCAAUCCGCGGUCCAAAGGAUAGAAGCAUACGUCAAGACACUCGAGGAGAAGGUUGACGCGAAGAGGAAGUAA
This is a messenger RNA of Aaosphaeria arxii CBS 175.79, 330 nucleotides long. RefSeq lists its product as uncharacterized. Bases 1 to 330 code for a protein of 109 amino acids. Lineage: Eukaryota; Fungi; Ascomycota; Dothideomycetes; Pleosporales. The transcript has 3 exons. The record is from RefSeq and is a predicted model, not a curated record.